UAUUUUAAUUAUAACUGAUCCAAAUGAGAAAAUUGUUAGGGAUUUCAACCAUAAGCAGCUUGUUGUUCUACCGAUGUAAAUUAACCAAGAGAAUUUGGCAUAUUGAUUUCAGCUACUUAACUGGAUGUGAGGCAGAAACACACUCAAUGGUUCGAUUCCUAACAUGAACAACGGUUUCAACGCUAUUACUAUUAUCAUUAUUAUCUUGCAGCGUUGUCAAAUAGCUGAGGUUAUAAAUGCAAUUAUGACAAAGAUGGCUACUGCACAUAAUUAAUUCCAGCAAUAUUUCACUUCUGUAUUAACAGUCAACUGAAGAUGAUACUGAACUUUGUCCAAACUGGAUUUUGGGAUAAACAAUAUAAAGUGAAAGCUAUUUUGACCUCCCAAACUCUGUAAAAAAAACCAUCCGAGAGACACAGUGAGCAACAUAUGCCAGUUCUCAGCAAUACAACAGGCAAAGAGAUAACUACUCUCAGCUGGAUUCUGAAAUGUUCCUACUCAUGACCGACCACAGCUCCACAGGCUUUCUCUGACUAAAAUGUUACACAACAUCAUUCUGACAGCUGUUGCUUUUUAAUACAGUACAUCUGCACAGUGUGCUUACAUUUGAAAGAAAACUAUGUAUAGCAUACAUUUACUUUUAAGUAAAUCCUAAAUAUUUUAAAACCAAAUUAUUAUCCUUUUCUACAAUGAAAGGUUCUCAUUAAAACCGAGAACAAUUUAAUCUUUUGAAAUAAUGAUUUAAUUGCACCCCAGCAACCCUGCACAAGAUAAGCAGUGUUGAGAAUGGAUGUAUGUAUGUUUGAAACUAUAGCUGUUAAUGGCUCCAUCAAUAUAGAAGACGGCUGAAAUUCUAGUAGGUGAAAAUAUUCUGCAUUUGCAUAUACUGCAACCAGGGAUUUUAUUCAGACUGAUGAAAUACAGCAGAUUAAGUUAUGAUCUUGUAAAAGAGUCAGCAAUAGGUUCUCUCUGCCAAUCUUUCUGAAAUUUCACACAGUACCCUCUUUUAAUCCUGAGUGGGGCACUACUGCCAUCGCAUGUUAUUUUUCUGUAAGGCACUCUGGAAAGAGUUGUUUUGUGAUUUGGCUCAAUACACCAGAGCUGCCACUUAAAAAAUGCAAAACAUGCAUUCACUUUAGAAAAAUAAAUAGGGUGUGAAAUUUUCUUGAAAAAAAAUAUUAACGUUUCUUUUCCCACUCAGACAUUCUAAGUAAAUUUCACAAGAGUGUUUCUGAGUAAAUUUGACUAGGAAAUAAAAAUGUACAUCUCCUGUCUUAUUUUGUUUGUCGUGACCGAUUUUUAUUUAUUUACGUAUUUAAUGUUAACCGUUUAUUAAUUCAUACUAUUUUGCAUGUUUUUACAAUUUUUUAUUUAAAAUUUAAUAAGAGAGGGCCAAUACUUUUCCACAGCACUGUAUAUUCAGACCUUCAUCUUGUGACACGUUGAACAGCAACCCUGAAAAUAUCCCGCACUACAUUUGCAGCUGCUGAUGAGUGAUGUGCUUUCUUUCCACAUACAGAUAAAAGCACUCUUUCCAGCUGCGCUUCGCUGCACUUUCCGUGAUGACCCUUUUGAUGCUGCUUUAUCCAUCUCAUUGGUGGCAAUCAGGGUGAGAGCGUGAGCUGCACACCGUUGAUGAAGGGAGAGGAAUAAAUGAAGCUCAUCUCAUCUCCCUCAAUUUCCAGAACAAUGUCCAUAUCCAAGAAUCGGAUUCCAUUGUCAAAAUCAGGCAGUUCUUUUAGUCAGAAAAAGCUUUCACAAAGUUACUCAAGUUGUCCAUAACAGUAGUUCCUAUUUUUUGUGGCAACUUGUAGUCUAUAUGUAUUUCACAUGUUUUUGCCGUAAAAGUAUGCCAUCCACUCAACAUAUAUGUAUCAUAUGUAUUUUGUUGGUGAACACUGGAUUAUGGCGACACGUAGUAUUACGUAGAGAGGGAGCUCGAGAGGGAGAGACGCAUUAUCUUCAACCCGGUUCAUCCUUCCUAAUGUCUUCUGGCUGUUGAACCACCAUGACACCACAACAGUACGUAUCCAGAAACUUAAUUGCUGCUCAAACCAAAGGAGCGAUACAUCCGGAUACCUUUUAUGGUGAGCCUCACAAGUUUGAUCCUUUCUUCAAAGGUCCAGUCCACAGAAGAAGCUGCACAGAUGUCUUAUGCUGUUGGGUCUUUGUUCUUGCCAUUCUUUCCUAUGUGGCCAUUGGAAUAGUGGCCUGGUUACAUGGUGACCCCAGGAAGGUGCUCCAUCCAACAAACAGCUAUGGCGAGUUUUGUGGUCAGAUGGGAACCUCCAAUGCGAAGAGGCCCAUUCUCUUCUAUUUCAACAUCUUGAAAUGUGCCAAUCCUUCUAUUCUAAUUAACCUACAGUGCCCAACAACACAGAUGUGUGUCUCAAAGUGCCCCGACAAAUUCGCGACUUAUACUGAGAUGCAGCUGGAGCACAAACUUGGCAACAGUUACUGGCAGUAUUACAGACAAUUCUGCAAACCUGGCUUUAACAACCCCAACAAGCCAGUAUCUGAGGUUCUACGAGACGAGGAUUGUCCCUCUAUGAUCGUGCCAAGUAGACCAUUUCUUCAGAGAUGUCUUCCAGAUGUCAUCACUCUUAAUGGCACUGUGACAGUGGCAAAUAAGACACGGUUCAAAGAUUCUCUUCAAACAGCACGCAGCGCCAAUGAACUCCAAGAUGCUGCCAAUGGAGUAAAAGGACUAGUGGAUACUCGGGAGAUGGGCUUGAAGAUAGUGGAAGAUUAUGCUAAAUCUUGGCCAUGGAUUCUUGUAGGUCUUCUGGUGUCCUUGGCAUUAAGUUUCCUCUUUAUAGUGCUGCUGAGAUUCACAGCCGGGCUGAUGUUGUGGUUUACCAUCAUAACUAUCAUGCUGCUCGUGGCAUAUGGUAUGUGGUACUGCUCUGUGGUGUUACUCCGACUCGGACAUGAUCAAGGUUCUGAUGUAUCUAUUGUGGAAGUUGGACUGCAGACAGAUCUCAAAGUCUAUCUACAACUCAGAGAAACGUGGAUAAUUUUUUUGACAUCCCUUGGAGUGACAGAGGUUUCAAUUGUGUUGAUACUGGUCAUCAUGAGGAGGAGGGUCACGUUGGCCAUUACCCUGCUCAGAGAGGCAAGCAAAGCCAUCGGCCACGUCAUGUCGACCCUUUUUUAUCCGGUUGUAACAUUUCUUUUGUUGACUGUUAGUAUUUCCUACUGGGCUGUUACUGCUGUUUACUUAGCAUCCUCAGGUGAUGCCAUAUAUAGAGUUAUGUCCCCUGAUGUGAGCUGUCCACAUUCCAACAACACAUGCAAUCCAGAGACUUUCAACAGAAGCAACAUAUCUAAAGAAACAUCCUGUGAGGGUUCUCAGUGCCUGUUUGCAUUUUAUGGAGGAGAGACACCCUACCACCGUUACAAUUCCCUACUACAGAUUUCCAACUUGCUGAUGUUUCUCUGGCUGGUUAACUUCAUCUUGGCCCUGGAACAAUGCACUCUUGCUGGAACAUUUUCCAGUUACUACUGGGCUAAGAGGAAGCCUGAGGAUGUCCCUCCCUGUCCAUUGUUCUCAUCCUUCAGCAGGGCAAUCAGGUAUCACACAGGGUCUUUGGCAUUUGGGGCUCUCGUUCUCUCUGUUGUCCAGCUUUUUCGAAUUACACUGAAAUACUUGGAGAAGAAAUUAAAAGGGCUUGAUAACAGCCUGUCCAGGUUUAUACUGUGCUGUCUGACUUGCUGUUUCUGGUGUUUGGAAAAAUUCCUUCGCUACAUGAAUCGAAAUACUUACAUAAUGGUGGCAAUCUAUGGCAAGAACUUCUUUAGGUCAGCUCAAGACGCAUUCUUCCUUCUCACGAGGAACAUGGUCAGGGUUGCAGUUGUGGACAGAGUGACUGAUUUUCUGUUGUUUUUGGGAAAAGUAAUGAUAGCAGGAGGAGUUGGUGUUUUAAUGUUACUUUUCUUCACAAAGAAAAUCACCCUUUUCCAGGAGGAAGUACCCUAUCUCCAUUACUACGAGGUUCCUCUCAUGACAACGAUGGUGGGUGCCUACCUGAUCGCUCAUGGUUUCUUCAGUGUUUAUGCCAUGUGCGUCGACACAUUUUUCCUUUGUUUCUGUGACGACUUGGAGAGGAAUGACGGUAGCGCAGAAAAACCUUUCCUCAUGUCACCUGAAUUGCACAGGAUUCUUGGAAAAUCCUCCCGGUCAUGUUGAACCCAAAUACUGCUGUGGGAACUGUGGGAGAAAAACAGGCUUUUUGAUAUAUGAAUACAUUUUCAUGUUUCACUGUAUUGCAAUAAGCCUCAUUAGAUGCGUGAUUCAGAAACCCAUUGCCAAAUUUUCCACACAAAUAAAUAGACCUACUCUGCUUCUGACCAGAUACAAAUGGAAUUUUUUAACACUCUUCAAAUUAUUUGUUAUGUUCGAUUUCAAAAUAGAUUACAUUGACUCUGUUUUGUAAAAUUCUCCAAAAUCUAUUCUUUGGAUUCCCGUUGAAAUUAUUUCAAAGCCAAAUUUAACAAGCCCGCUAUGGUCUAGGCUUCUAAGGAGACAGCUUAGAUUCAAAUGGGCUCAAUCUUAUGGACCGGUGGGGAAUUGUGGACAGGGUGGGCUGUACCCAAGUACAAGGAUGAUUCAUAUGGGGUAGUGGUUACAGGUAUAUAAAAUAAAAAAAAUAGCAUUCUGAUCAAUUGCUGACGACUCCAUUCAAAAGCAAAAUCCCUGACCUACAUAAUGAAGAAACAUGCUAAAAUGGUCUGAACUUUUGUAAUUAGUGAUCACAGCAAAAAACAGGAGGAAGACAAAGCUUCUUCUGUGACGCACUUUAUUUGUUGAACUAAUGAGGUGCUGCUCUCCAAAGGCUAACAACUAAUUCCCAAUUGGUUCCAGAGCCACACUUGUCUAUGUUGUAAACAAAGUGUGACGCCCACCAGAGUAAAGAUGUAUGACAGAGCUGCA
Molecule: messenger RNA, 4933 nt
Organism: Syngnathus typhle (broad-nosed pipefish)
Lineage: Eukaryota; Metazoa; Chordata; Actinopteri; Syngnathiformes; Syngnathidae
Gene: slc44a5a
Product: solute carrier family 44 member 5a
Exons: 22
Coding region: 2009-4189 (726 amino acids)
Biological process (GO): transmembrane transport
Cellular component (GO): membrane
Molecular function (GO): transmembrane transporter activity
Source: RefSeq, a predicted model, not a curated record